This is a messenger RNA of Dermacentor andersoni, 1627 nucleotides long. RefSeq names its product GDP-D-glycero-alpha-D-manno-heptose dehydrogenase-like. The record is from RefSeq and is a predicted model, not a curated record. Lineage: Eukaryota; Metazoa; Arthropoda; Arachnida; Ixodida; Ixodidae.
CCCGGAUGACCCGACCGAUAGCGCCACUGCGAUAAACUGGCUGCAUAGCGUGCGUGCGUAAACUCGACACAGCCCAGAGUGCCGACGACUAUCGGUGUGACUACAAGGAUGCCGGCGGCCGAGGAAGUGCUGGUGACUGGCGGCGCGGGCUACCUGGGUUCUUGCCUGGUGCCGCUCCUGCUGGAGCGCGGCUGGCGCGUGGCCGUGUACGACACGUUCGCCCGCGGCCUGGGCCCGCUUCUGCCGGUGGCCCACCGCGUUCGCCUCGUGCGCGGCGACGUCCGGGACGGCGCGGCGCUGGCGUCCGCGCUCAAGGGCGUCGACGCCGUGGUCCACCUGGCGGCCGUGGUCGGCUACCCGGCGUGCAGCCGCGACCCCGAGCUCGCCGAGUCCGUCAACGUUGGCGGCACGCGCACACUGCUCGAACAGCUCUCGCCCUCGCAGCGGGUGGUGUUCGCCUCGACCGGCUCGUGCUACGGCGCUGUCACGGACGGCCUCUGCACCGAGGAGACGCCGCUGUCGCCCCUCUCGGUGUACGGCAGCACCAAGGAGCGCUCCGAAGACCUGGUCGUGAAGCACGGAGGCGUGGCGCUGAGGCUCGCCACCGUGUUCGGCGUGGCGCCUCGGAUGCGCGUCGACCUGCUCGUCAACGACCUGUCGCUGCGGGCGCUCCGCGACGGCGAGCUCGAGGUGUACGAGCCGGACUUCUGGCGCACCCUGCUGCACGUGCGCGACGCGGCGCGGGCCUUUGUGCUGGCGCUCGACCGCUACGACGAGGCGCGCGGUCGCGCCUUCAACGUGGGCGACGACGCGCUCAACGUGACCAAGGCCAAGCUGGCGCGGCUCAUCUGCGAGCGGGCCGGCGGGGUGCGGCUGCUGCUUGGCGCGCCGGGUCGAGACCAGGACAGGCGCGACUACCGCGUGUCACACGCGCGCAUCCGAAAGGAGCUGGGCUUCCGAGCGAGCGUCUCCCUCGAGCAAGGGGUCGACGAGCUGCUCAAAGUGCUGCCCCUCAUGGCGCCCCACGAGCUGUGCUCGAACUAGUCCCCCCCCCCCCCCCCCCCCCACCCCGACAGUUCUCUCUUAUCGCUGCUAUGGACCGAGCUGGUAUAUAUAAAGGCUCUAUCAUCGACAGUGUGCUUCUAUUUGCACACGAGGUCAGAUUCAGUGCGCACAUUUCCUUGGAGGCGUGACGUCAUGAACGUACAGGCUGGCAAGCCAAAAAUGUUUGGGCAGGACCACGGCGACGCUCCUAUUCUGCAAAACGUGGCUUGCAAUGGAAAAGAAAAAAAAGCGUCAUCCUAUAUGGUAGUGACAUCACAAUAAGAACGCGCAAGCCUCUUUAUAUGGUAAGCCUGUGUUGGUUUAUGGUAUUUGGUCCGUGUAGUUCAAAGGAAGUGUCUGCGUGCGUUAUACCGGCGACUCGACACAGAAUUAUGGUAGUGUGCAUAAAGGCGCUGCUAACGCAUUUCACCCACUAGCCCAUGAAUGCGCUGUUUGCUUGCGUGCUAUAUGUAAGGCCGCAGGUGACAAAACCGUGAAAUCUAUAUUGCGACCACAUUGGGUGCGUCCAAAUAUGCUAUUAGAUGCAUUGUACGCAUUGAAAAUAAAACUGUACUGGUUGCAA